Aureobasidium namibiae CBS 147.97 is the source of this 624-nucleotide messenger RNA. RefSeq lists its product as uncharacterized. Lineage: Eukaryota; Fungi; Ascomycota; Dothideomycetes; Dothideales; Saccotheciaceae. The coding region runs from base 1 to 624 and encodes 207 amino acids. The transcript has a single exon. The record is from RefSeq and is a predicted model, not a curated record.
AUGAAGCUGGCGGGUGCACUAUUCGAAGUGAGCACAAUGCUCAAUGAAGAACUGUCAAACGCACCAUCGCAAAAGGACGACAACACGUCUUUCAGUGAAAGCGACUUAGACUUGAUUAACGAACCCAAUCCAGUUUUCAGAACCAUGAAAAAUGGCGAAGUCGACAUCGAUGCCGUUCAGAAAGCCAUGGCGGAUUUCCGAACUCGACUCGGCGACCGCCAAGACGAAUCCCAGAUCCUAGCUUACGUCUGCAGAAGAUGGAAAGAUGAGCUGGAGGCACGUUAUCCAAUGAUGAAGCGAAAGUCUGUAACGCACAACGACGUUGGUGAUCUACUAUCACCACGCUCUAAAUUGGCAACACAGAAGAGCCAUGCCACCAGAGAACCCCCUUCCAGCAAGCAAAAGGAACAGGGAUCACCGACAAAGGUCAGGUUCAUGAUUGGCAACUCAGAGCUGAAGUUGGCUUCGACGACGGCGGACUCAAAGGAAGAUAAGCAGCCAAACAAACAGCAAGAAAAGUUUGAUAACGACAGAGGAGGUACACAACCAUACAAUUAUUCCAGCGAUGGCAGCAACCAUCGCCGCGGCAAGAAUGAUGAUGGAUUUUCCAUCUCUUCUUGGUGA